AUAGCAUCGUGAUCCGGAGUAGAGUGAGUUUGGGCUCGCGAGAAGCACUGAGGACGGGGCACUGGAGCCCAAUUGACCCCAUCAAUUGGCGUCUCAGCAAGCACCAGUACUCUCUUCAGCUUAGCCAGCGUUUUUUUCAAGCUCCCUCCCUUCAUUCUCCUACUUCCCUCUUUCGGUAUGCGCUGGAGCACCUCUUCUACGGGAACAUUAUGAUGUUUCUCCAUUGUCUCAUUGGGGAUAAAGGGGAGCAAGUGGAAGCGCGGGAGCCAUUGAGAGAGAUGGACUGUGAUGUAGAGAUGGGAGUGAAAGAGGCUUUAAACGGCGGUUGAGGAAAAGCCGCAUUAGUAUUGGAAAAUUUGCUUGAAUUUGGCAGACUGGAGGGACGAAAGGCUUCAUUAGCAUUCCUUUGAAACUGAGAAACGUGGAAAAUUGGCGUGAAAACCCAGUAGCGACGGUUUGAGAAGCCCUGCCAUGUAGAAUCUAAACAAAAUGUUCAGCAACGACGAGCGUCAAGCGCCAGCAGCGCGGAUUGCAAUUGAGCUAGUAGAGUAGAUAGACGACGUCAGUUCAGUAACGUUUUGGUAGUUGUCUUGAGUACUUAUGGAAUAAUUUAGUGUUUAAAGAAACUAACAACGCUGAUCGAGAACGCGAAGAGAGAGUUGAUGGAGGAGGGAUAUUGAGUCCCAGAGAGUGGUUAAUCCAAUCAACUUCCGGUUGCAUCUCUUCGAUUUUUGGGAAAUGUUGCAUAGUUUGUAGGUGCUCGCGAAAUAGCUUUUGUGUAGAUUGUGUAUACUAUUGUGUGUUAUUGGUCUCCAGUGCUCUGGUAGAAUCUAUAUAGCAAGACUCAAAGACAUAGCCCAGCAGGAGAAAAAAAAUCGCUGAUACUUGGAGGGCACGGUGAUUUAGUAACCGGGCUGAGGACGGAGACCGGGCAAUUGGGUGGACUGAACGAGUUUAUUGGAUAGGUGAUUGAGUGCUGGAGUUUGAUCAAUUGACAUUAAGGAGAAGUCUGGAAGUUAGAACCUGUGCUGAGAUUGUACAACAAUCAGAAAUCAAUUACAUAAUCCUCCCUAUAGUUGUGUGCGAAAGCGCAACGAGAGAGAGAAUCCACGAGAGAGGAGCAUCAGGGGUCCUCCCGGAUUUCCUAGUAAAAGUACAGUUUGUCCAGGACACGGCCAUUCUGGAAUGGAGCAUCCAUCAGUGUUGUAAUAGCAACUUUUGAAACUAUACCAUCAAAUCCUAGAAGAAGUCCCCGUAAUAGUCGUUACAUAAGGCUCAAAGGGUGCCGCUGAGUCUCUCUGGGUCACAAGGAAGCUCCUGAGGAGACCACCAAAAGGAGCCCAAGUGUGAGCGAGAUCUCCACACAUUGUGUACUAGUGUUGAAAAAAGACCAAGAGAAUGUGGUGCAGUGGCGCGAAGGACAAACUCGUGGUGUAUCUGUGAGAGUGGUCCUUGCACUUACGUCGAACAUCCUUGUCUAUCCUUUGGGGCAGCAGUAGUGUCAUCUCAGUCACUUUAGCCCACGUGCGCGUGUGUUGGUAUUCUACCGUGGUCUAUCCACCCCCACCUUAUCCUGGCCGGAAGCGAAGGAGCGGGUUGGUUUGGUGUGAAAAAUAAACCCUGACAUCGCCGAGAGUGUGAGAGAAGGAUAAAUAGUGUAGAAAAUUCGGGGUGAUAUUGAAUAUUUCGCGUUUAUAAGAAGAGAGUGAAGAUAUCGAUUUGAAGACAUCAUGAUGGAGGGUCAUCCAGAAUUGAAUUCAAGUGUCACGGCUGGAUUACCUGCAGAAGUUCCCAAUGAUCCAGGAAAAAUGUUUAUUGGUGGUCUGAGUUGGCAAACAAGUCCAGAGAGUCUGAGAGACUAUUUUAGUAAAUUUGGAGAAAUUACAGAAGUAAUGGUGAUGAAGGAUCCCACAACUAGAAGAUCGAGAGGGUUUGGAUUUAUCACAUUUGGAGACCCAUCGAGUGUGGAUAAAGUUUUAGCACAAGGAACGCAUGAGUUAGAUGGGAAGAAGAUUGAUCCAAAAGUUGCAUUUCCACGACGAGCUCAUCCAAAGAUGGUAACGAGAACAAAGAAGAUUUUUGUGGGUGGUCUCUCAGCCCCCACAACACUAGAAGACGUCAAAAGUUACUUCGAACAAUUUGGACCGAUUGAAGAUGCAAUGCUGAUGUUCGACAAACAGACUAAUAGACAUAGAGGUUUUGGUUUUGUCACAUUUCAAAGUGAAGACGUAGUAGACAAAGUAUGUGAGAUUCACUUCCACGAGAUCAACAAUAAAAUGGUGGAGUGCAAGAAGGCGCAACCCAAGGAGGUGAUGCUUCCGGCCAAUUUGGCUAAGACACGUGCCGCGGGAAGAGGAACUUAUGAUUUUAUGUGGUCGCUGGGAACUUUACCCGAUGGUUUCCCAGCAGCAGCGUACGCUGCAUAUGCCGCUGGACGCGGCUAUUCGGGCUAUCCUAGUUUUGGACUACCCUACCCGACAGUUGAUCUAACAAAUGGCCAACUCACUCCAAACAACAACACACCACUUCUCACUCAAGCGCUUUCUGUCAUGAAUAACUAUCAAGCAGCCGCGGCAGCCGCCCAAGGAUUUGGACCACCGGCAUCACCACACACCGCCACGACCAGGACAGGCUUCCCGCCCGCCAAUUCUCCGGGCCCCACCAUCGACAUGUAUAACUCCAGUGGAGCUGAUAGCGUCGGAUACGUCCAGGCGGCUAGCCCUCAGCCGUCCGGCUUCCCAGCCAUCGCCGUCAGCCGCGCGCCGCUCAACUAUAGCCCCGGACCUCUUAUUCCAGCCGCUUUUACCAAUGGCUACCACUAAAUAAGUCCUAGAGCAAAUUUUUCUUCUUAAGAUCUCUAUCGCGAGAAAUACACACAAACACGAGACAAAAGACGAGUGGCUGUAGGGUGAGCAAUUUUACCAGAAGAACACAAAGUGUCUAAAAUUAAAAAAAAAAACAAAAAAAAUGUAGUAAAAGACGAUGGAUAAACUUCGCGCGACUGUGUCGAACUUUAGAGAGUAGCUGAAGAAAUAAAAGAAAUUAAAAUAAAAAGCCACAUAAAACUAUUUGAUGUACGAGAGAUGUGACGAGGGAUUUUUUUUCAAGUGAAGAAAAAAAGGUGAAACAGUAUUUGUUCAAACAACUUACACAAAUUUACUAAAGUAAAACACAAAAGUUUAAAAAAAAAAUUAAAUUAAUACAAGAAUCCCAUGAAAACAGAGAAAAAGAACAAGAAAUAUUGAGAUGAAGUAAUAAAUUAAAUAUUUAAAGAAAAAAAGUAAUAAUUAAAAUAUAUAUUGAAAUAUGAAAUAAAAAGAGAAAAAAAUCCGUGGACGGAGAACAAUGAAAAUGAAAAUUAAGUAAUUAAUUGUAAUAUUCAUAUACAUUACUUAUUAUUAACUAAAUAAUGGGAAAAAAAAGAAAUGAAAACAUUGGGAGAAACACAUGGAAAUCUUUGUAUAAUUGCAAAGAUCAUCGUAAUAUAAGUUAGUCAUUGAUAAAAUCCUCACAAUUCACGUGAUAGCACGACACAAAUCUUAUUUUUAUAUCACUCCUCGAGCUAUAAAAAAAAAACGGAUAGUCCCUGUACUGCAACCUUCCAUUUGGGAAUACAUUGAUAUACUGUAUGCAAUUUUCAAGACAGCUUCGACCCUUCUGGGAUAAGUUUAGAAACCCCCUGAAUUGUUCGAAUUCGAUAAGUCCCUGAAAGGGACUACGCAUAAGCCUCAAUUAAGACUCCUUCGGGAUGUAACCCUGCAAGGCCUUUAUUUAAAAUUUUCCCAAAAUUGUAUAUAAUGUAAGGGAUAUGGUACACAGAAUAAAGGAAAGCUGAAUUAAGCUGCAGAAAAGGACAAAAAUAUUGAAUGUAAGGAUUUUGUUUAAAGAGUUAGGAGCUACUUGAGGCAUUACAAUUGAUAGGCAGUAUAUUACAACUAUUUAUAGGUAAAAAGGUAUAUUUUGAUAAAAAUAAGCCAAAACAUGAAACACUUGGUCUUAUUCUCUUAUGCGCACUCAUACAAACUACCACUUCAUUAAAGAGAAAAAAAAAAGUUUAAAGAAAAUUACGUCUUAAGAAGAAAUCCACAUUAAUUAGAUAUUUUAUUUCAUAAUUUUUAAGGAUUAAAGAGAAUGAAUAAAACACUCUCUAUAGAUAAAUUUAAAAUUUAUAAAUGACGUGGAUUUUUUUGAACUGCUGAAAAGUGAUUUUCUGGAAUGCAAAUCCCCUUGAAAGAUUUUAUGACAUUUGACAAACAGUAAGGAGUAAAUCUGUUUCAAUAAAUAAAUUUUCAUUUCAUUUGAUUUUAAAUUAUAAUUUAAUUUUAUAUGGUUUAUUUUUUUUAAUAAUGAUAUUUAUGAUCAUUGGAAAACCUUUUCUUCUAAAUUUAUGUGUAUAUGGUUGGACAAAAUUCAACAAAAUGGAGGCAUGAAAAUUUGGCAAAAGUAAAAGGAAUUUUUAAAACAAAAAGCAAAAUGAUUUACGCUGGCGUAAUUCACUGAAAUUAUACAAUGUGCCAGGUGGACUAAUUAGUACUGCGGUCUUAAGAAAUUUUACUUUCUAUUUGUCAUAAAUUUAGUUUGUUUUUUUUGUGUUGGAUAAAUAAAUUUUGAGAUUUAUCCUAUAUAAUGGUUAUUUAUUUGAACUGGUUUUACUUUCUUACUGUAAAACACACCUGAAGCGUCUCAAGAAAUUACUCUUCAACAGAUCUCUAAAAUUCCACAAAAAUGGUGAAAAAUGUGUAGAAAACAGCGAGACACCUUGAAAAAAGUCUUAUGAAUGACCUUCAAAUAUCCCUUCCUUUUUGGAGCGUAACAAUUGUAGAGAGAAUGGCGCCUAAAAAAAAAGAAUUCUUUCAGUUCACUAAAAUAGUGGUAUAUAAAAUUUGAAGCAAUAAGAGACUCUAAUAAUUUUCUCUUACAGAAAUAAUGGAAAGAAAAAACGUACCAACUUUUUUACAUUUUCACAAGAACAAUUUGAGAAACAUUUUAGAAGUUUUAAGUAGUUUUUAAAAAAAGAGAUCCAUUGUGAAAUCAAGGUCAUGCAAUUUAUUUUGUGGGAGAGUGAGCGAGGUGGCGAACAAUUUGGAGACAAAAGUGCUCCUCCUAGUUAUUAAAGGAAUAAAAAAUGUAUUUGUUAUUGUUAAGAUGAAAGUAAAAAGAAAAAAAAGUGAAAAAUAACGAAAACAUUAAGUGUGAAGAAAUGAAAGCAAUUGAUGUUGUUUUUUUGUUUUUAUCAAAAAACUUUUUUUUCUAAAAAAAAUUAAGGAAAAAACCUAUAAAUUGGCUUAAAAAGACACGUUUUCUUGUUGUCUGCAAUGCAAGUUACGAAUUUUAAGUUACAUUUUUCUUUAUGCCUUUCAGUGGACUGAAAAAUCGAAUUAUUUCAUGUCUAAUUCGUCAUAAUAUAUUUCUUUAAAAAAGACGACUUCUUUCCUUCUUUUGAAGAAAAAAAAAUUAUUCAUUCAAAAAGAUUAAAAUUACCAAAGGUUUUUUAUCCACUAAAAUGCGACAAUAUUGAAUGAAAAAGAAAUAUUUAAAAAAGAUAAAGAAAUAAAUUGAGAAAUAUUCAUUUGAGUGUGAUUCUCAAUCAAUACUUUUUAAUCAAAUAUAUAUUAAACACACAAUUCAAUCUAUAUUGAUACAAUUUUAAUGGUCAUAGUGAAUAAAACAAAAUAAAAUUAAUUAUGAAGUGAAAAAAAAAUAUGAAUGAAGAAAAAUCUUACAUGGUUCUAAUGUUUAUGAUAAUAUUUAAAGAAAGAAGAGUAUAUUAAUGAAAGAUAUUUUAUAAAAUUGAAAUCUUCACUUUUAUCGUUUAAAAACCAAAUUUAUAUAAAGAACGUGCGAAUUUUAAUUUUUUUUUCUUGUGACUUUGUGUCAAAUUCUCGCGCUUAAUUUUAUUUCUCAAAAGCCAUCAGACUUUUCACACUCAGCGUGAGAUUUUGACUAAAGCUUUUUCUUUUUUAAAACAUUAAAAGAUAAGAAUACCGACACAAUAAGCCGUUCAGAAUGACUUUUGAUGAGAAGAAAAAGCUUUGAAUUAAAAAAAAAGGAGAAAAUUAUAUAUUGAACCUAAUUAAUAUAAAACAAAAAGGAAGGAAACCACACACCCAAAAAGUAAAAAAAAAGUAUAUAAAAUUUUAGGAUAGAGAUGAAAUUUUUGCAAUAAAACGUUUCUAAUUAAAUGUAACGGAGACAUAAAGUUGAGGGUGAAGGUAAAAUAUUAAUAAGGUAAAAAGAAUGAGGAAAAAAACACACACAAGAUACUAAAAAAAAAGAAUUAUGAUAGUAGUCAAGAUAAAGGAAAUACAUAAAAAAAACCUUUUAUAUUAUAUACAAUACCAUUACAGACAUUUAAAGAAAAGAAUAAUUGUCUUUAUUCACGUGGAAGAAAAACAGCUUUAAAUAUUUCGAGAAGACAACAAAAAUGGUUAUUUUAUAAGAUAAGAAGGGAAAUCCCGUAAGUUUAAGGACAAAUGAUGAAGAAAAAAAAACAGUUUAGAAAAAAAAACAAUUCCAUUUGUAGGAAAAUUGAUCUCUAAUGUGUUUAUAAUCCGCACUUGCUUCGCAUGCUUUCCCCGGAUCCACAAACUUUUUCAUAAAAAAAACAAAUCAUACGAUUUUUAGGUAGGAAAAUCAAAAAAAAGCUCUCAAUAAAUUUUUUUGCCUUUCAACUUCAUUUACAUGAAAUGCAAAAAAAUUAAAAAUUUAUUAUUUUGCUUUUUUUUGAAAAUAGACUCAAUCGAUAUCACUAAAAUUCUUUUGAUAGAAAGACAAAAUCGAUCUGUUCUAUACAGUUUUUUUCUGUCUUUUCAGAAUUUUUCAGUAUAAUUUUUUAAUAAGUCCACUUUAAUUAUUGACUUUCAAAGCUAAAACUUUCAAUCGCCAUGAAUUGUCAGAUAGAAAGAAAUAAUUGAAUUGCAGUGGUUGAAAAGUUAUGUCCAAGGCAGAACAAAGAAUGGGAAUCAAAUAAUAAAAUAGAACUAUGUUCUAUGUUAUAUUCGUCAAACUUACAAUUUUAUAUAACAAACUUUAAAUAGUCUAACAGAAGAGUUUGUAUGUCUUUCAUCAGCGAAUAUUUUCCAAACCUUCACUAAAGCUCUAUGAGUGGAUUUUACGUUCUAAGGCGAAUGAACGUAUAAGCAGAAAAAUGAGAAGGAUCAUUUUCUGUCGGUGGAAGGCAAUUCAAAAGAAGAAAAAAAGCUCUGUCUCUCUGGGAGUUGGACGCAAAAUAAAUUUAUUGGGAGCUAAUAGUGAGAGAAGGCAAGUGUCUAAAAAAGCUCAUUUUGUGGGUAUUUUGUCAAAUGAGACAGUGAAGAUGGCAAAGAAAAUACAACAACAAAAAUUCUCCACAUCCUCAAACGUUAUAAAUUAUUUUCGCUUUUUCACACAAAAGAAAAUCUCUUUGUCAUUGAUUUUUUUUUGUGUCUUCUACCCCAAAGUUUUUUUUUACAUUUCAACAAUCACCCUCGAUGGACAUGUUAGCAAUUUAUUCUUUGAAGUACAAGAAGUAGCUAAGAUGAAAAACGGCUGAGAUAUAGCAGGGGAGAUUCAGCUGGAAAAAUAUGGCCAUCAUACGGAAGAAAUUUGUAUGAAAAAAAAAAUAUUAAUCUUUUUUGCGUGUAGUUCGCACAGACUGAUUUUAAGAAGCAAUACAAAAUAAAUAAAACAAUUUUAAACUAAAUAAUUAUUCAAUUUGCAUAAAAGUAUAAUAACAAUUUUAGCAUCAGGGUGAGGUAGGAGAAAAAUAAAAUGUUAGGAAUGGGCAAGAAAAUGGAAGUUAAGUGUCAUAGUUUGUAGCAAAUAGUGCUUUAAAAAAAAUUGAUUCCCGGGCUAAAAUGAAUCGAAAAAAUUGCGCCGUGUUUUGAUGUUUCACCCUGUAAAAAAAAAAAACAGUUCAAAGACAAAAUGUAAAUUGGAAAGCACUAAAAUCAUACUUAUUAUACAUUUUUAAACUUUAAUUUAUUCAUGAAAAAAUUAGAUAUUUCAAAAGGUCCAUAUGGAUCUUAACUGUUGCAUUUUAUAUCCCUAAUACAUUAGUCUGAACAAAGAGGUCUUUUCGGUUUAAUAAACAUGCGUAAAGAUGCAGUGUUGAAACUACAUGCGGGAUAGUUGAGUGUAGAAUAACCACAAGAAAACGAAAUCACCUUUCUCUAAUUUGUUUUUGGGGUGGCGUUAUUUGUCUCUCUUUAAUUUGCUAGUUUUUUUUUUUUCAAAAUAAUAAUAACAUUAUAAUUAAAGGCUGCUGCAGAUUGAGCAGUUUUUUUUGUUGUUAAAAAUGAUCAGUAAAAUUUGUAUAUUGUGAAAUAUUAUUUACAAAAAAGUUGUGAAUCACUUUAAUUUUUUCCUGACCAUUUUGAAUUAUAUUUACUUACUAAAUUUUUUAGUUUACUAACCAAAAAUGUUUUUUCCCAUAAAUCCGAUCAAUAAACACAAUUGUAUUUCCCGGAAAUUUCAUUUCCUGAUAAGAAAAUUUCAAUAAAAAUUUCAAAUGACUUUAAUUAUUUGAAUUUCCAAGUCUCUAAAAACGCCACCUCAACUGACAAUAUUUCACAAAAAAAAACUAUAAUAGAAAAGCCGCUCUAUAUUCUCAUAAUUUUUAUUGAAAUGAAAUUAUAUCAUAUAUUAAAAGUGAAAAGAAACAAGAGUCAAUACGUAGGAUGAAAAAAAAACAUGUAAACGAUUUUUACUCACAAGAUAAAUAAAGAUUGAAGAAAUGCUCUUGAAAUGUGGAAGUCAAAAAAAGUAUUUUUGACAAGAGUAAAAAAUCAAUUUAAAUAGGUCAAUUAAACAAAUUGGAUAAUGUAAAAUAAAUUCUGUAUAAAUAAAGGUUUUUUGUGUGUAUAUUGGCAAAUAUACAGACAAUUUGUACAUAAUCCCAAAAAAAAGAAAAGUUUUAAAGGAAAAACUAUAAAAAAAGUCACUUUUUUCGUCACAAAAAAAAAGAAUGAAAAUCACAUUUCAAUGUUGAAAUAUUUAAAUUGAAAAUAAAAAAAAAAAUAAAAAACGAAAAAAGUUAAUUCCCCUCUAUCCCUCUCCCAAUUCCCGUUCACAAUCACCAAACUCAAAACUUCGAAAGACAAAGAAAGAAAAAACUUCCUCAGAAUCUAUGGAACUUCUUUGAAAUGAAAGGAUUAUACAAAAGAAAAAUGAAAAACUUUUUAGAUAAUAAUCAAAUUAUUGAUAAAUCAAAAAAUUAGGUUUUAAAUGUUUCUUUGUCUCCUAUUUAAAUUAUCCAAUUGAAAAAUUUCGCAUUAAAAUUUUAUUUCCCGUAGGUUAAAUUUAUUGGACAUUUUUGAACCAAUCAAAAAGAAAUAACUUUGACAAAAUUUAUCAAUUUGUCUCUAAUAUAAUGUUAAAUUUGUGUCUCUUUAGAUAGUCAAUAAAUCCAAGGGAAAAAAAUUGGACAAGCAAGUGAUUCUACGGUUAUUUGUCCGAUUUGGCUGAAAACCAAAAAAGUUUUAAAAAAAAAGCGCAAAAGGAAAUAGAUGCAACUUGAAAAACCAAAUUCCACAUUAAAAUGUAAAUAACACCGAAAAUUUUCUUUUAGCUUUCAAUACUCACACAUUUGAGCUCGGUUUUAAAUUCAAACACGAGGCUUUGUAAUUAAAAAAAAAAAACAGUAUUUUCCCUAUUGAUUUUUUUUAAAUUAUUAAUCAAAAUAAAUAUUUAAAAGGUCAAAGAAAAUGAAGUUUAAAAAAUGAACUAAAUACAGGGUAAAAUUUAGUGACAAAGUAAUAUGAUGAAAAAUAAUGAUGAAUUCGAGACUUUAAUAUCAUUCAUUUAUUUCACUUUUUUCACACAAAAUGCAAGAUGAUGACAGGAAGUUGUUGAAACAGAUUAUGCCAAAAAAAAAAGUUUGUUUAUCUUUGUUAGAUAAAAGAAAACAUUCACACUAAAGAAUUUGAUAUGAAUUAUUUGUACCAAAAACAAAGCAAAUAUCAAGUAAAUAUCGAUGAAAAUUCUUGAAAUGCAAUGAAAUCGCUCCAAUGUCAAUUUAUUGAUAACAUUAAAGAAAAGGUAAAAAAUGAUACAUUAAAAGUUUAACAUAGUAUUUACUACUUAAAACUUUUUUAAAAUAUAAUCCCUUUUAGUUAUUAAAUUUUCCUUUAAUCCCCUCCAUAACUUUAGACUUCUUUUUAUCCCUUUUCACCUAUGUUGUCUUAUUAUAAGAGAGAAUAUUAAAAGAAAAAAAAUCUGAAAAUAUUUCACCAGAGGAAGUAUUUAUAGACCUAGAAAAUACUAAUAUAAUGUAAAACAAUAAGGAAAACACAUUUUAAAAAGAAUGGUAAAAAAUUAUUAAUAUGAAUAAAUCCCGGCCUUAACAUCACGUGAAACUUCUUUGUAAGGUUAUAUUGGUACAUUAGGUACAACUUUCAUAUUUAAAAGAAAAAAAAACUAUUAAUGGAAUAAUAUAAUUAAAAGAUAAAGUAUGAUCAAACAUAUCUUAAUAUGUGUAAAUGUGUAAAUAAAAUAUUAUCAGUUGAUCUUUUUCCAUCAAAAUCGAUCAAUAUAGCAAUGCAUUUUGUUGAGGCUACAAUGUAUCCUUGUUAAAUUAAUACUUUCUUCAAUUUGUUUACCAUAAAAAAUUUCAUUUUGAGUAAUUAGAAAAUUCACGUCUGAUAAAUCAACGGUAUUAAAUGCUUUUUCAGAUAAAAAAGAUUCUUUUUACCUGGUAUUUGAAAGUUGAUGAAAAUUGACAGCUGUCACUUUUAUGUAUACGCAAAUUUUUAAGUAAGAUGUCAAUAUCAGGAAAUUAAUUCAGAUACUUCAUUCAUUUUAAUUAAAGCAUAUUUUUUAUCUGAAAUAGAAUUUAAAUCAAUAAAAAAACUCUUUUGUUACCAUAACAAAUGAAGUGGCCUGAGGAAGAUAAAGAGAGAUUUUGGCGCAAUUUUUCCUCUCCAUUGGACAUUUUUCUUCACUUUUUUCCAUUCACACUAAUUUUCAACAUCGGUGACACUACGUGAGACUCAAUUCACAAAGGGAAUAAUUAGACAGAGCUUAAUCUUUGAGACGCUUUCAAGGGAUGCAGCUUUAAUAGAAAUACACCGAAACAAGUCAACCAAUUCAGCCUCGUUUGAGGUAUAAUUAAAAAAUGAAUUCUUAAUGGCAGGAAAAUUGGCCAAAAAUCUGUUUUCCCCUACAACAACCUCUUACCACUUCAAAGGGAAAAAAAUAGAUCUAUCAUCACAAGAAGAAACCAAAAAAAACUGUAUCCAUUUUUAGAUAAAUUUGAUGAAAGAAAUAAAAUCCGAGGAGGGAAAUUCUUUUUUCUCACAACUAUUCUUUAAAUUUUCUUUUCUAAUGCAAAAAAAACCUAAAACAGAAAUACACACCGAUUGAAAACAAAAAAAAAAGAACAGUUCAUUAAAAAAGUAAAAGAAAUUCCCACAUGUGAAUUUAAUGAUAAAAACAUGGUCUAUUUUUUGAUAGUGAGAAUUAUUAUGGAAAAAAUUAACUGAAGUUGCAUGUAUAUAUUUAAAAGAUGAAGUAUAACAACAAAGAAUAUGGUGUAUUUAUUGAAUUACACACACUUUAAACAUAAAGUGAACAAGAAAAUAUGUAACAUUAAAAAAAAUCUCGACAAUAUUAAAUUUACAUUCGUAUUUGAUAGUGGAUGAAAAGAAAAUGAGAAAAAAAACUUCUUUAAAUGAAAAAAAAAGAGAUAAUGUCUUAUUUGAAUAUUGAAAAUCAACCCUGAUUUUAGUGAAUGAUGGUAGAAGAAGUAAAGAAAAAUAUGUACUUAUUAUAAAUUAUUAAUAUCUCCGUGUCAUGGGCCUUAUACUAUAUUACUAAAAAAAACACAAGAUGUUGGUGAAAAGAUGAAAUUAUGACAAGAAAAAAACACAUUUAAACGUGAGCGACAAAAUGGAAGUUAAAAAAAAUCGAUUAAAAGCGUAUGAGAAAAGCACACGAAAAGUACGUCGGAAAAAUCAGCAAAUAAUGCAAUAAAAUGGUCCUUCAAUCAAAAGCACAAUGAGUCGAUGAAAAUGGGUGGAAAAGCGGAAGAAAGUAGGGACAACUUCACCCUCAAAAUGACGGAAAAGCACCCACCCCGGCCUCUCCAUUGUGCUCCACAAAUACGACUUCUUUUCCUCCAUUGUUUAGGCCACCUUUCCUCACCUCUCCAUCCUGUCCAAAACCCCUUUAUAUUUCCCUAUUUUCCCUCCAAAAAAAAAAGCAAGAAAAAAACUCAAAAAGAAGCGAACAAUUCUGAAUAAAACAGAACGUAUUUUCAACCAUCCCUUAAGAUAUCCUUUUCCCGCAAAAGAAUGGAAUGAAAAGAAAAAAAAACUCUUUUAAAAUAGACUUUAAGAUUUUUUUCGUAUUCAGUCAAAAUAAGAAAAAAAAGAGAAACGAAUGAAGAAAAUUUUGUGAUGUCACUCACACGUUAAUACAUACUGUGUAAAUAAAUUUUAAAAACCAAAAAAACAAACUAUUUAAAAUCGGGAAGAAGAAGAAGUGAAAUGGUACUAUGUAACUAAAAAGAUGAAAAAUUUGGAGAACCAGUGAAUUUAGUGGUUGUAUAAUUUAAAAGUGGGAUUGAGGGAAAGUAUUGUCAUAGCUUCAAGGAUUACGUAGGAGAAUUUGCCAUCACAAAGAAAAAAAAGAGGCAGCGAUUAACUUUUUUUCGUCAUUACUUUAACACUUUUUGGGUAUAAAAAUAUAUCAACAUUUUUUAAUGUUAAUUUUACACCUUUUAUAGGUAAAAUCAACAUGAAAGAAGGGUAACUUUAACCUAUAAUACACCUAAAAAGAGUAAUAUUUACACCGUUUUCGGAUCAAUACUGCAGGGUAAAAUUAACAUUUCCGGAAUGUUAUUUUAACUUUUUCGGAUUUCUCUCAGUGACUGAACCAUUUAACUACUGCAAAUCAAUAUAAAAAUAAUUAAUUAAAAAGCACUCACGUACUACCAACAAGUUUUUGACCAGAAAAUUAGAGUCCCAUUUAAUUCUUACAAAUUGGUAGAGACAUGGUUGUAGGCAUGGUUCGCGAAUGAGCUUUCAAACGAUGUGAAAUUUCUCUUUAUUUGUAAAGAGUUGGUUCAUCAUUUCUCGCCCAUAUCCGUAACACGGAUUUCAGACUAAAGCAGUAUAGAUUAUUCCCAAAGAUCUCAAAUUUGUGAACAACAAGCAGUUACAAUCAGCUUUUUCCAUACAAUAGAUCAAAACCAUGAAUAUACGAUCUUAAAUUUAAAAAAAAAAUAUUUUUCAAAAAAGUUUUCAGUUGAAAAAUUAGAAUAGUUAAGACAGUUAAGUUAGACGAGGUGUACGAUACCUAUCUAAUAACUAAGAAAUGACGAACCAGUUUACGUUGCGCAAACAAAGGAUGAUGCUCAACCAUGCACUGAGAAAAAAAGAGGGUGCGAUUAACUUUUUUCCUCAUAACUUUAACACUUUUUAGAUGUAAAAAUAUAUCAACAUUUUUUAAUGUUAAUUUUACACCUUUUGAGGGUGAAAUCAACGUGAAAAAAGGGUAACUUUAACCCCUAAUACACCUAUAAAGCGUAAUAUUUACACCAAUUUGGGUUCAAUACUUCAGGGUAAAAUAAACAUUCCCGGAAUGUUAUUUUAACUUUCUCGGAUUUCUCUCAGUGGUGGUUGAAAAAAAGCAAAACUCAAAUAGGCUAUAUCCGAGUUAGUAAACAAAAUAAGUGUGACAACUUUCUCUCAGUGAACACCGAUAUACACUACUAACAAGAUACCACUGGUCCUCUAUUGGCACAGUUGUCUAAUUAAUACAUUUAAUGUAUACUUUAAAUAAUAAUUGUACUAUAUGCAGUUAUAUUUAUGUGUAUAGUUAUUUAAUAUUUCGUUAUUUAAAUUUACUCAUCCCGUCUUCAGACGUGAAGACAGAGCAAACUUACCCCAGUGAACUCGUAAAUUGCAAAACAAAAAAUGAGAAAAUUAAUCAAUGAAGAAAAAUUCUAUUAAACAAAUAACUAAUAAUAAUAAAAACACAAUGACUCUUUAUUAAUUUAAUCAUACUUUUCCUUAAACCCACCCACCCAAACCUAUGUGCGUAAAGUAAAUUUAAAAAAAAAAGUAAAAGGAGAAAAAAGUGACGAAGAUUAAUAAAUUAAACUUAACUUGCACACGUAAUAAUUAUAAAAAAAAUGAUUAUCUACAUGAAAUAAGAAAUAAAAAAAAAUGAAAAGAAGAUUUAGGAAAGGGAAACAUAAAAAACACAAAAACUACACUCUGUUUUCGUAAAGUUCUAUGACGGAUUUAUUAAAAAGAAAAUUGAAAAGACAAAGGAAAGUAUUAAAAUAUUUCUCCUAUUUAUUCUUCUCCUGAAAAUAAAAGAAAAAUUAUUACCAUCAUCAUGUUAAAAUUAUGAGCAGAAAAGCUAUUUAUAAAUUAAUGAUUUUUAUAAAAAUAAAAAAAAAAACUGAGGAAUAAUUCAUUACAGGUUAUUAGAAAAAAAAACAUUUUUGUAAAAGAUGUUUUCCAAAUGUACUCAAACUUCCCCUAAAAAUUCAUGGACUACGAAUAAAACCACGAUUUAAAAAAUUACCCAAUAAAUUAGCAAAAAAGUGACUCAAAGCGCAAUAAUUUCCUGAGUCAAAGGUCAAAACUAACAGUGAAAAAAAAAGUUUUUUUUUUUAUAAAUAAAUAAUUUGAGAAAUAAAACUCAUUGAUAUUUGAGCAUUUGGUAACUGACAAGAGAAUAAGAAAAAAAUUUGCAGGAGAAAACAAAAUGUUGUUAUAAUGAAGAAAUAAAAGAAAUUAUGAAAUAAAAAACACACAUUUAUAAGAUUUACAUUAUAGAUGAGGAAGAAGAGAAGAAAAAUGAAAGAAAGUAAAAGCAAUAACCACACAAAUUUUUCUAUAUAUACAUUACAUUAUAUAUUAAAUUAUUAUAUAUUUAAAGGAAAAAAAAAGAAUAAAUAAAGAUUAAUUACAUUAUAUUAACUGUACAUGAAAAGCUUUGAAAGGUAUUUAACAAUAUUAUUAAGACGAAGGAGGGAGAAGAUGAAAGAAGAAAUUAAGAAUAAACACUAUAUUUAUGAAUUAGUAAGAAAAUAUAUCUAUUAUUAUUGAACUAUAUUGAAAGAAAAAAAAAGAAGGUAAAAAAUAAAUUAAAAAUGAACAAAAAAAACAUUGACAUUGAUUCUUAUUCAAUUAUUAAAGAAAAUGAAAUAAAAACCCGUGGUGAAAAAUAAAUUUAAAGGAUAUUUAAAUUUUAAGACAAUUAUACUAAUUAAUACAUGUUAAAAUGAAGAUGGAAACAGAACUCUUGCAGUGUAAAACAAUUAUUUAAAAAAAAAUGAAAUGAAAAUCACUGUAAUAGACGAAAAAGUGACAGAUACGAAAAGGUAAAAACAUAUUUAAGAAGAUAUAUUAAAAAAAAAUAGAAAAAAAUAUAUUGAAUAAACAAAAAAAGACAAAAAUACUGAUGUAAUUUAUACACAAACAAUAAAACAAGAGAAAUCUUGGAAUAACACAAAGAUUCAACUGAAAGUAAAUAGAAAAAAAACUACAACAACAAAAAUAAAACCUUUCAAAAAACCUUUUUCGGUUUAUUCAAAUUUCUAAUCAAAAACUUUUUUACACCACUUCUCAUUCUAAAAAAAAAAAAAAACAAAUGAAUCAAUAAACUUUAGAGCAUUAUGAGAGUGACUUUAACAGCAAAAGACAGGAGGAUAAAAUUGGGAAAGAUACCCCAAUAGUAAGUGAGAGUAAAUAGAAAAUAAACCACUUUGAAAAAAAAACUCAACCUCAAAUUAUCCUUCCAUUUCCCGCCAUUUUUCAUAAAUACAAAAGUAUAAAAAAAAAAGAAUAUGAAAGUGUCACCUAUCCAUUCAUUACACAAGCUCACCAAAUUUUAUCUACACUUUUUUGAUAAAGAAAAAAGAAGAAGAAUGAAAUAUGAUAUACGUAUUAAGGAAAUAAUUUAAUCAUUCUAACGUAGAUUUAUUUACUCUAAAUUAAAAAAAAAACAUUUUCACCAAGGGCGCUUUUUACACCCAAUGUUUAAAGAUGACAGAAUACCCUUAACAAGUAAGGAAAUAAAAGAAAACACAAAACAAAAUCACUAGAAAAAAACAUAAACACAUUUUGAAGAUAAAUGGGAGGAAAUUUUGCAGAGAUUUAAAAAUUUAAAAAAAAAAUCCAAGAAUUAAAAAAAAUGAAACUCGCCACUCACGAAUACAAUUUCUUUA
Messenger RNA from Phlebotomus papatasi, 16162 nucleotides. It is a transcript of the gene Rbp6, whose product is annotated as RNA-binding protein Musashi homolog Rbp6. Gene Ontology annotation, cellular component: cytoplasm. Lineage: Eukaryota; Metazoa; Arthropoda; Insecta; Diptera; Psychodidae. Bases 1731 to 2822 code for a protein of 363 amino acids. The transcript has 16 exons. The record is from RefSeq and is a predicted model, not a curated record. Gene Ontology annotation, molecular function: RNA binding.